Molecule: messenger RNA, 1149 nt
Organism: Stereum hirsutum FP-91666 SS1
Lineage: Eukaryota; Fungi; Basidiomycota; Agaricomycetes; Russulales; Stereaceae
Exons: 5
Coding region: 1-1149 (382 amino acids)
Source: RefSeq, a predicted model, not a curated record
AUGGCCAGACGCGGACAGCCAGCGCGCUCGGACGGAGAAAAUUCCAGUGGGGAUCGCAGCGCUCAAACUAUAUCUCCUUCGUCAUCUAGACCCGUACGAUUCGGCCCUUCUCUUCCUACAGAGAUUGUUUACAACAUCGCUGCUUUGACUCUUGGCGACUUCAUCGCAUGUCUUCUUCUUCGCCCAGACGAGGACCAUCGAUCUUGGGGUGCACGAAACGCCUUCUCGUCUUUGCUGCACGUCGAUGCAACAUUCAGAGCAUGUACCCUGAAGCUCAUGAGCUAUCUUUGGAAGGAUGAACUUGUUAAUGCUCGAACUGGCGCGAUCGUGAAUUUCAAACCCGUCCUCACCCACCUGCGUGUCUACUCCUCACUUUCUCACAUCGAGCCAGCACGUUUGUUCAAGGACAAUCCACACCCUGUCACUCGCGAACGCAGUAUCCGCCGCCCCCUCAUUCCAUUCGUAAAAAUGGCGAUUCCUAUCCUUUUGGCGGGUGCUCGUGCAAAAGAUUGGCUAGAAACCCCGGCAUCCAUUCGGUCAGAGCACGAAGACUUCUUUGAACAGUGCUCCACUACGAGUAAUCAUGUUCCUGCUGGGCCACCGAUGCUGUUGUUAGCAGAGGUCCGGGUGUAUGUGCUCGAGCGAUAUUACAUAUGGAACAAGCUCAGGGCGAUCAAUGACGAGGUUGAAAUGUUGGCACCCAUGAUAUAUCCUAUCAGCCGCAUCAUACAUGCGAGAACUCGUGAUGAGGCACUCGGAGCCGAACUCGUAGGCUACAUUCGAAACAUUAUGCCCCACCAUCUCGAAUACCGAGAUCAUAUCAUACACUUGCAACUUCUCCAUGCGCGCAUGCUCGCGAUCCCGCAGCAUGAGGUCAUUCAGCCAACAAGAUACGAACUCGGAUGCUUGGGGUUCUUCGACACUGUGGAACAGCUAUCGCGGAUGCUCAAGGAGGAUGCAAACCCACCAGGAGAUAAAACUGCAGACACCACGAAUGUCGAGCGGACCGUGGCCACAAGACUUGUCCGGUAUUGUUUGUUGAGGCUGGAAAGUUCGUUGACGAAGGAGGAGUGUGAAGCCUAUAUCAAGCCGUCGUUUGAGCCUGGAUAUACGUGGUUUGAUGUAGAGAGCGUGACAAGCGAAGAGUAA